Messenger RNA from Durio zibethinus, 2147 nucleotides. RefSeq names its product pyruvate kinase, cytosolic isozyme-like. Gene Ontology annotation, biological process: glycolytic process. NCBI's taxonomy places the organism in Eukaryota, Viridiplantae, Streptophyta, Magnoliopsida, Malvales, Malvaceae. Gene Ontology annotation, molecular function: pyruvate kinase activity; magnesium ion binding; potassium ion binding. The record is from RefSeq and is a predicted model, not a curated record.
CUUGGAUUAAUAAUUUGUUGGCUUCGCUUAUUGUAUAAUAGACCAUAGAAAGCGCAAAAUUUGCAGUGUUUUAAGAAUCUGGUAAAAGCAAGGAAACGCAAUAAAAGUCUUCCAUCAAUCACUGCGCGUCUGAAAUUGCAGACUUCUUUUGUUUAAAAAAAAAAAAAAAAAACUCCUCCUCCGAUCCUGUCCAGUCGGCUCUGUUACAAAAAGCCAGCACCACCACCACUACCCCCCCUGUCCUGUUCUUUUCUGCUCUCCCAAACUCAGAUUUUAUCAGUUCAUUAUCACACGCUCUUAACUUGGUUGGUUCAACCCACGAGCCUUGGAUUGUUUGAUAUUUUGUGUAAGUGAGAAGGGCAGGCAAAGCAAAGGAAAUGGCAAGUAUAGACAUUGAUGGAAUCUUGAAGGAGCUUCCGAACGAUGGUCGUGUCCCAAAAACCAAGAUCGUUUGUACUCUCGGGCCCGCUUCACGUUCUGUAACCAUGAUAGAGAAGCUGCUGAGGGCUGGGAUGACUGUUGCUCGUUUCAAUUUCUCUCAUGGCAGCCACGAGUACCAUCAAGAGACCUUGAACAAUCUCAGGGCCGCUAUGCAAAAUACCGGCAUCCUCUGCGCCGUCAUGCUUGACACCAAGGGACCUGAGAUUCGAACUGGAUUCCUAAAGGAUGGGAAACCUGUUCAACUGAAGGAAGGCCAGGAAAUUACUGUGACUACUGACUAUGAUAUCAAGGGGGAUGAGAAGAUGAUCUCCAUGAGCUACAAAAAGUUGGCUGUUGAUCUGAAGCCUGGAAAUACCAUUUUGUGUGCAGAUGGUACAAUCACACUAACAGUGUUAUCCUGUGAUCCUGCUGCUGGGACUGUGAGGUGCCGCUGUGAAAACACUGCAAUGAUUGGUGAGAGGAAAAAUGUCAACCUUCCUGGUAUUGUGGUGGAUCUUCCCACACUCACUGAGAAGGAUAAAGAAGACAUCUUGGGAUGGGGAGUCCCCAACAGUAUUGAUAUGAUUGCUCUUUCAUUUGUACGCAAAGGUUCUGACCUUGUUAAUGUCCGUAAGGUCCUUGGUCCCCAUGCAAAGCAGAUUCAAUUGAUGUCGAAGGUUGAGAACCAGGAGGGUGUCAUCAACUUUGAUGAGAUCUUGCGUGAGACUGAUGCAUUUAUGGUCGCCCGCGGUGAUCUUGGAAUGGAGAUUCCAGUGGAGAAGAUCUUCCUAGCACAAAAGAUGAUGAUAUACAAGUGUAAUCUUGCAGGCAAGCCUGUUGUUACUGCCACUCAAAUGCUUGAAUCUAUGAUUAAGUCUCCAAGGCCAACCCGUGCUGAAGCUACUGAUGUCGCUAAUGCUGUACUUGAUGGUACUGAUUGUGUCAUGCUCAGUGGUGAGAGUGCAGCUGGGUCCUAUCCAGAGCUUGCUGUGAAGAUUAUGGCUCGAAUUUGUAUCGAGGCAGAAUCCUCCCUUGACUAUGGAGCAAUCUUUAAAGAAAUGGUUCGUUCAACUCCACUUCCAAUGAGCCCAUUGGAAAGUCUUGCAUCCUCAGCCGUACAAACAGCUAACAAGGCUAAAGCUAAACUCAUUGUUGUUUUAACUCGUGGUGGAACAACAGCCAAGUUGGUUGCCAAGUACAGACCAGCAGUUCCUAUCCUAUCCGUGGUUGUCCCAGUCUUGACAACUGAUUCAUUUGAUUGGACCUGCAGUGACGAAAGGCCGGCAAGGCAUAGCCUGAUAUAUAGGGGCUUGGUUCCUCUACUGGCAGAAGGCUCAGCUAAGGCAACUGAUGCAGAAUCAACAGAGGUUAUCUUGGAAGCAGCUUUGAAGUCAGCCACAGAGAAGGGUUUGUGCAAGCCUGGUGAUGCCGUUGUUGCACUUCACCGUAUUGGUGCUGCUUCUGUUAUUAAGAUCUGCAUAGUGAAGUGAUGUAGAGAUAUGCAGCAUCCAUUGAUCUUUCAAAGGUGGUUAUUUAUAUUUGCUUUCAUGGUCUUUUAUGAUUGUUAUAUUAUGCCAGUUCAAUUUUAGUAGAGGAUUCAGCCGAGACCUAUUGUCCUGAGCUAUUGAUAUAGGAUUCUAUUUUGUUUGUUUCGCUUAAAUUAUGUUGUGUGUGAUGAUGGAUUUCAUCAUGCAGCCUGGUAUAAAAUAACAAGAAGGGGUUGAAUA